UCUAUAAAUAGUUCUCUCCCUCUAUCUCACUGUGACAAGUCACACCACACCCACUCAAUAUUUUUUUAAAAUGAUACUUGGCCACAGAUGCACAAUCAUACUGCCACUUUCUCAUCAUAAAUUGGGAAAUGAAAAUUUUGGUUUAUCCAAAAAUGCAAUUUGCCAGAGACCACGUAGAGUAAGAUGCAGCCACACUAUUGUUGAAUCAAUGGAUUGUGUCAAAGAGGCAAAAGAGAGAAUAAGGGAAACAUUUGUGAAAGUAGAGCCAUGUUCUUCUUCUUAUGACACAGCAUGGGUAGCUAUGGUCCCUUCAAGAAACUCUCUAAAGCAGCCAUGUUUUCCUCAAUGUUUGGAUUGGAUUCUUGAAAAUCAAAGAGAAGAUGGAUCUUGGGGACUAAAUCCAAGCCAUCCAUUGCUUGUGAAGGACUCACUUUCUUCAACACUAGCAUGUUUGCUUGCUCUAAGCAAAUGGGGAGUUGGAGAUAAGCAAGUUCAAAGAGGCAUGGACUUUAUGGAGACGCAUGGUUGGGCAAUUGAUAACAAGGAUCAGUUUUCACCUGUAGGAUUUGAAAUUAUAUUUCCUAAUAUGAUCAAGUCUGCAGAGAAAUUAAAUUUGCCUUUGGAUCUUGACCUUGUAAAUCUGGCAACGGCUGAAAGAUCAUUACAUAAUGAUUUCACGGGGAAUAUUGGAAAUCUUAAAUAUAUGGCUGAAGGAUUUGGAGAAUUAUGUCAGUGGAAGGAAAUAAUGGUAUAUCAAAGACACAAUGGAUCACUAUUUGAUUCACCAGCCACUACUGCAGCUGCCUUGAUUUACCAUCAGUAUGAUGAAAAAUGCUUUGGAUACUUGAAUUCAAUCUUGAAAGUUCACAAAAAUUGGGUUCCCACUAUCUACCCAACGAAGACACAUUCAUUGCUUUGCUUGGUUGACACCCUUCAAAGUCUGGGAGUAGAUCGGCAUUUUAAAACAGAAAUAAGUAAAGUUCUAGAUGAAACAUACAGGCUUUGGCAGCAGAAUAACGAAGAAAUUUUUUCAAACGCUGCACAUUGUGCCAUGGCAUUUCGACUUUUACGGAUGAGCAACUAUGAUGUCUCCUCAGAAGAACUAGUUGAAUUUGUCGAUGAAGAACAUUGCUUUUCAACAAGAAGUGGGAAAAUUACGAGUCAUGAUGCAAUUGUUGAGCUCCACAAAGCUUCACAGUUGGCUAUUCAUGAGAAAGAUCAUAUUUUGGAUACAAUUAGAAAUUGGACAGGAAUAUUUAUGGAGCAACAACUUUUAAAUAAUGACUUCCUCGACAGGAAGUCAAAGAAAGAGGUGGAACUAGCUUUAAGGAAAUUUUACGCCACAUAUGAUCGAGUGGAAAGUAGACGCUGCAUCGAGGCAUAUGAGGUGAACAAUUUUAAAAUCUUAAAAGCUGCUUGCAGGUCUCCCAACAUUAACAACAGAGAUUUCCUUGGGUUCUCAGUGCACGAUUUUAACCUGUGCCAAGCCCAACAUCAAAAAGAACUUCAACAACUAAAGAGGUGGUUCGAGGAUUGCCGACUGGAGCAAGUGGGAUUGCCACAACAGUAUUUAUACACUACUUAUUUCUUGACAGCUGCCUUACUUUUUGAACCUGAAUUCUCUGAUGCCCGUCUAGCCUGUGCAAAGAAUACCAUGCUUGUAACUUUGGUUGAUGAUUUUUUCGAUGGUUAUGUUUGCGAAGAUGAAUUGCUCAACAUCUUUGAAUUAGUGCAAAGGUGGGACGGCAAUUACUCAACAGUGCGUUACCAUUCAGAGAGGGUAAAGAUUUUCUUUUCGGCACUCUACAAAACUAUAGAGGAGCUUGCAGCAAAAGCAAAUAUUAAGCAAGGCCAAUGCAUCAAAGAUCACUUUAUAGACUUGUGGCUUGAUUUGUUAAAGUGUAUGCUGGUUGAAUUAGAUUGGUGGAGAAGUCAGACAACACCAAGCAUAGAAGAGUACUUGUCUGUGUCCAGUGUAACUAUUGGUGUUAGAUGCAUAACUCUCAUAACACAAUAUUUUGUUGCGCCAAAAGUAUCCAAGGAUGUGCUAGAGAGUUCUGAAAUGAAAGCCUUGUGCAAUUCUACCAUGAUGGUGGCACGACUCCUUAAUGAUCUAAGAUCGCACAAGAGAGAAGAAGCAGAGAGUUCACCAAAAAAUAUAGUCUCAAUAUUAAUAACACAGAGUGAAGGAACAAUCUCUGAAGAAGAAGCAAUAAAACAAGUGGAGGAAAUGCUGGAAAGUAAGAGAAGAGAGUUGCUAGGGAUGGUACUAACACAACAAAAAGGAAGCCAAUUGCCCCAAGUGUGCAAGGAUGUCUUUUGGAAGACAAGCAAAUUGUCUCAUUUCGCAUAUUCGGAUAGCGAUGAGCUGGAGGACAUAUUGAAGAAUCAUAUAAAGGACGUACUUUACAAACCAUUAAAUCUGUCACUACAUGUUCUCUAAACAAGUCGUGAAUUUCACCCGAUAUCUUAAUUUGAUAUAGUGAUCAACCUUCUAGACUAUUUUUUAUGUUCUGAUUCUACUAUGUCAUGCAAAUCAAACUCUUUAAAAGUCGAGAAUGUGUAAGGUUGAGAUUAAUGACGCAACACAUUUGACAACUGUGUGAUUUUUCUUUGAAAAUGAAGAUUCCAACAACACUAUAUGAAGUAAUUAUGAACACAAUGCUGCUUGUAGAGCUCAA
Lycium barbarum (goji berry) is the source of this 2681-nucleotide messenger RNA. Its product is annotated as cis-abienol synthase, chloroplastic-like. Gene Ontology annotation, biological process: diterpenoid biosynthetic process. The coding region runs from base 71 to 2443 and encodes 790 amino acids. The record is from RefSeq and is a predicted model, not a curated record. NCBI's taxonomy places the organism in Eukaryota, Viridiplantae, Streptophyta, Magnoliopsida, Solanales, Solanaceae. The transcript has 14 exons. Gene Ontology annotation, molecular function: magnesium ion binding; terpene synthase activity.